Hordeum vulgare subsp. vulgare (domesticated barley) is the source of this 2260-nucleotide messenger RNA. Its product is annotated as probable monogalactosyldiacylglycerol synthase 3, chloroplastic. Lineage: Eukaryota; Viridiplantae; Streptophyta; Magnoliopsida; Poales; Poaceae. The transcript has 8 exons. The coding region runs from base 278 to 1798 and encodes 506 amino acids. The record is from RefSeq and is a predicted model, not a curated record. Gene Ontology annotation, biological process: glycolipid biosynthetic process. Gene Ontology annotation, molecular function: hexosyltransferase activity.
GAAUCAGAAGCCACCAAAAGAGCGAGCGAGCGAGCGAGGGCACACGCACAAAACACGCGACAACCACCACCACCGCCGUUCCCGUCCCCGUCCCCGUCCCGUCCCGUCCCCAACCUCCAAAAUUCCAGUUGUCUCUCCCGGCCGCGGCCGCGCCAGCUCCCCCUCUCCUCCGCCCCUCCGCCAUUCCCUCCUGCCCCCUCGCCAAUUUUAAACGCGGCCGCACCCCUUCCUGCGCCUGCACCCUCGGCGGCGAUCCGGGGCCAGGCGGGCGGGCGCGAUGGAGGCGUCGACGGCGUCGCCGCGGGUGCGGUCGAUCCGGGAGACGGUGCUGGAGAGCGUGGCGGCGUACCACCACCAGCAGCGGAUGCGCCGCAGGUUCCGCAAGAGCCUCUCCUACGCGGGGGAGCUCUCCUCCGCGGGCCGCGCCUCCUCCUCCUCCUCCUCCCCGUCCGCCUCCCUCGCCUCGCUCGCCGGGCCCGAGGACGACGACGAGCCCUUCUGGGAGGAGGAGGAGGGCACCGUCGAGCUCGUCCAGCUCGGCGCCAACCGCGCCAAGAACGUCCUCAUCCUCAUGAGCGACACCGGCGGCGGCCACCGCGCCUCCGCCGAGGCCAUCAAGGACGCCUUCCGCAUCGAGUUCGGCGACGACUACCGGGUCUUCGUCAAGGACCUCUGCAAGGACCACGCCGGCUGGCCGCUCAACAACAUGGAGAGCUCCUACAAGUUCAUGGUGAAGCACGUGCAGCUCUGGAAGGUGGCCUUCCACGGCACAUCGCCCCGAUGGGUCCACAACUUCUACCUCGCCGCCCUCGCCUCCUUCUACGCUAAGAAGGUUGAGGCUGGAUUGAAGAAGUACAAGCCAGAUAUAAUAAUUAGUGUUCACCCCCUCAUGCAACACAUUCCUCUAUGGGUACUCAAAUGGCAAGGUCUGCAGAACAGAGUAGUCUUCGCUACUGUCAUCACUGACCUCAACACUUGCCACCCUACAUGGUUCCAUGCUGACGUGAAUAGGUGUUACUGCCCAUCAGAGGAAGUAGCCAAGAGGGCAGAACUGGAUGACCUGAAAACUUCUCAGAUCCGUGUGUUCGGUCUUCCCAUUCGACCAUCGUUCUGCCGUGCUGUUCUAGUUAAGGAUGAUUUGCGGAAGGAACUUGAAUUGGAUCCUGAGCUACCGGCAGUGUUGCUGAUGGGAGGUGGAGAGGGCAUGGGUCCUGUAAAGAAGACUGCAAAAGCCCUUGGAGAUGUAUUGUUUGACAAAGAGCUUGGAAAGCCGAUUGGGCAGCUUGUUGUCAUUUGUGGUCGGAACAAAACACUGAGCUCUUCAUUGCAGGCUCUUGAAUGGAAAAUGCCAAUAAAGAUUAGGGGAUUCGAGACCCAAAUGGAAAAGUGGAUGGGGGCUUGUGAUUGCAUUAUAACAAAGGCUGGACCAGGCACCAUUGCUGAAGCCUUGAUUAGGGGUCUUCCUAUCAUCCUUAAUGACUUCAUACCUGGACAGGAAGUCGGCAACGUCCCUUAUGUCGUGGACAACGGCGCAGGCGUGUUCUCCAAGAGCCCCAAGGAAACCGCCGAACUUGUCGCCCACUGGUUCGGUCCAGGCUCAGAGGACCGCAAGAGAAUGUCGGAGAACGCGUUGAAAUUGGCCCAGCCGGAAGCCGUGUUCGACAUCGUCAGGGACAUCCACGAGCUCUCCCAGGAGCAAGGGGUGAAGGCGCAGAUCUCCAGCUCCCUGACAUCGUCUUUCUUCAUACCAUCCCCUGAAGCCAGCAGCCAUUGCCCCAGCCCCAUCCCGCUGGUGUGAAGCCUUGGAAGAUGUGUACAUAGCUAGAGAGAACCGCAACACCUCUUUGCACCUUUCAUAUCCAUGCAAAGAAAAGAAAAGAAAGAAAGAUCUGGCAAGUGAUUUGGCCCGGUUUGUUUCAUCUCUUGUCGCGGGGAUUUCAAUGUUGUCUGUUCAUGGGGGAUUCCACUGUUGCGGAAGAUUUUAUGGGCUUGUUUUGACUGAAAAGCGCUCUUGUGCAAUAUUGUGUUGCUGUAAAGUUUGUGAGAAAAAAUAUCAUUCGUUGAACAUCAUUCUUUUACGGUUCCCUACUUGCACAUUGGGGGGUAACCGGUGGUUGGCUUGUCAGCUACACUCAAUUUUGUGGAUUGGAUUUUUUUGUCAUGUAAAUUAUGCUAGUUGCCACUGGGCCACUGUAAGAAGUGUACAUUAUGAUAGACGUGAUGGUGAAAGUGUGAGUGGAAAUUGUUUGAUUUUGUUGAA